AUGAGGUAUCUAGUGUUGGCCGCUAUUUUGAUUGCGUUCGGUUGUCUAGUUUGCAGCCAGAGUAACAAUUACUUCUAUGGUACCAAAACUCCGUACGAUGUCUUGUUAAACCGCACCAUCGCCACCAAGUCGUCGUCGAUGUUGCAGGUCAAGACCAUGGAUCUGGUCUACCCGGUGAAGGGUCAACUGGGUCGCAAUAUAUCGGCCAUCAACAUAACUGAUCAGUUCAUCAACGGCAAGGGUGGCUACGCGUUUCUGUCGGCCGGCGGUCCUGGAUAUAACCACACAACCAUCCAUUUGAAAUCGCAGAGAGGAAAUGGAUUUAGUUUUAUUGUGGAAAUUUACGGACGCUAA
Sabethes cyaneus is the source of this 354-nucleotide messenger RNA. RefSeq names its product probable salivary secreted peptide. NCBI's taxonomy places the organism in Eukaryota, Metazoa, Arthropoda, Insecta, Diptera, Culicidae. The transcript is spliced from 2 exons. The record is from RefSeq and is a predicted model, not a curated record. Bases 1 to 354 code for a protein of 117 amino acids.